Molecule: messenger RNA, 548 nt
Organism: Herpailurus yagouaroundi (jaguarundi)
Lineage: Eukaryota; Metazoa; Chordata; Mammalia; Carnivora; Felidae
Product: clathrin coat assembly protein AP180-like
Exons: 2
Coding region: 114-548 (144 amino acids)
Biological process (GO): clathrin coat assembly; clathrin-dependent endocytosis; synaptic vesicle budding from presynaptic endocytic zone membrane
Cellular component (GO): extrinsic component of presynaptic endocytic zone membrane; clathrin-coated vesicle; clathrin-coated pit
Molecular function (GO): SNARE binding; phosphatidylinositol-4,5-bisphosphate binding; 1-phosphatidylinositol binding
Source: RefSeq, a predicted model, not a curated record
AGGUGCUCCGCCCUUUGCUUGCAGUGCCGGUCCUGGCUCGGUCCGCUGGCCCAGAAGAGGAGGGACCGGACACCGCACCCAUCACCCUCGUGGCCGGCGGUCCGUGACGCACCAUGGGGUCUUUUGCGUCCAAGGCUGCCCUCGGGGCUACCACCGACGAGCCCACAGAACCCGAGCCGAAACACCUGGCAGAUCUAAUACAAUACGUAAACGAAACAAAUAUGAGUGUUAAACAUCUGGCUGAUGUUCUUUCUGAGAAGGUCAGGAGCAGCAGCUGGGUGGUAGUGUUUAAAGCCCUGGUCACUGUGCAUCACCUCAUGGUUCAUGGAAAUGAGGUGAGCGUGCUGUAUAUUCAUUCAGUGGGUAAUCAUUUCCUUCCUGUUAGCUCAAAGGACUGUCAGUACCCAAUGGCAAAAUAUUCUUGGUUUGUCAAGGCUUGCUAUCUUUUACUUUGCAACACCGGUCCACCUCUCCCCACAUACAAACACUCUUUGUAUUUUACAGAACUGACAUUGUUCUUUAACGUGAAAUUACUUACUCUACUUUAA